UCAAACCUCGCAAGAGUACCUCUACUGCUUCUACUCUGUACUCGUUGCGCGAUUCUCGACAGCCGAUGACUACAGUUUCCGGAGAACUCCCCGGCGUCGCCACCGGAGGUUCUGUUUUAGCAUCGGAGGCCUCAGGAAUGGCGGCGAAUUCUGAUUCAGACAAGGUAGAUGACAAGAUGCCGAAAAAAAGCAUUAUUUCGAAGAGCACUUCUGUUCCUCCUUCGGGUUUGGGCGUCGAUGAGUCUGAUGUCUCCGACGUACAGAAGAAAAUUCGGCGAGCCGAGCGGUUUGGGAUGCCGGUGCAGGUCUCCGAGGAGGAGAAGCGCAAUUCACGCGCUGAAAGGUUUGGAACUGCAUCUAAAUUGCCUUGUUCAGAAGCAUCAAAGGCAUCGGAGGAAUUAAAGAGAAAGGCCAGAGCAGAGAGGUUUGGAAUCCCUGUUCCACCAGCACCCUCCGAUGAUGAGGCAAAGAAGAAAGCUAGACUUGCUAGAUUUGGUGGACCUGCAAAAGACGAAUCAGUCGAAGAAGACAAAAGAAAAGCAAGAGCAAUCAGGUUUUCAACAACCAUAUCUGGUCCUCCAUCACAAGUGAAAGGAAACGGAAACGGAGACAUCAAGCAGGCUGCUGUAACAGGCAAAGCUGCUUGAAGGGGUGAAUCGGUGGUAUAGAUGAUCUGCUUUUACGUCACGCCGGGGUAAGUCUCGAGAAGUCUUCUUUAUUCAUUGGAUUUUGGGAGAAUUUUUCUUCGUGUGUCAGUUGCAGAUUAAGUCUAAUUCCUUUCUCCAUUGCCUGGUAGAAAUGCUAACAUUAUCAUCCCUUGUUCUGACUGGACUCCAUCUAUUUCCAUGCCUAACACUCCAUUAAGAAUGUUUGGAAGAAAGUCAUUUUUCGCGGCUUUA
This is a messenger RNA of Tarenaya hassleriana, 899 nucleotides long. RefSeq names its product protein MODIFIER OF SNC1 11-like. Gene Ontology annotation, biological process: poly(A)+ mRNA export from nucleus. The transcript has 5 exons. The record is from RefSeq and is a predicted model, not a curated record. The coding region runs from base 66 to 647 and encodes 193 amino acids. Gene Ontology annotation, cellular component: nucleus. Lineage: Eukaryota; Viridiplantae; Streptophyta; Magnoliopsida; Brassicales; Cleomaceae.